Messenger RNA from Periophthalmus magnuspinnatus, 4777 nucleotides. RefSeq names its product testis-expressed protein 2-like. Gene Ontology annotation, molecular function: lipid binding. The record is from RefSeq and is a predicted model, not a curated record. NCBI's taxonomy places the organism in Eukaryota, Metazoa, Chordata, Actinopteri, Gobiiformes, Gobiidae. The coding region runs from base 305 to 3469 and encodes 1054 amino acids. Gene Ontology annotation, cellular component: endoplasmic reticulum. The transcript has 13 exons.
ACUGGCUCCAGAUGAGUUUAGCAGCCAGUUGUCAACAGGCUCUGAGCGAAAGGAGCUGUAGAAAUAACUUGGUACGAGAAAGUAGUAAUAUUAACCUUUUAAAUUAUCCAGGGGAGUUAAACCUGGACUGCCUUUGUACAAAGAUCUAUUGUUUCUCCGCCAUUUUUUCCCGAUAUGUACUCCUCUCCACACACAUCUGUCAGAGCUCCAGAGGACAUGUGAAACUUGAUUCUGCUGCCUAGACAGAUGCGAGACCCAGGCUGGAUUGAAUGGCACGGAGAAUACAAGAGGUCAUCUGACUGCGAUGACUAGCCAGCCCCCUAGCCAUGCAGAGAGCGCUCAGUCCACAACCAGACCACUGCUCACUGUGGCCCCCAAGUUCCAGCUGCCUCGGCCCCCCUCUAGAGAGACCGUCACCAUCCAUUUCUCUGCCCAGAGGAAGGAUGAAGAAGAGGAGGAUGGGGAAAUCACCAUGACAAAUACAUCUACUACCUCAGCCCCUCAGGAUGACUCAAGUAUAGUGACAGGUUUGGAGGCCAGCGAGGAGAUGUUUGAAGAUGCCUUCCAGGAGUUUUCAACAGGGAGUCACGUCAGUCCUGAAACAACUGGAUGUUCAGCAGAGUCUAAACUAACUACUCCUGCAGCAUCUCAUACAGAAAAAAACACCACUUCACCUUCAAAAUCUCUGAGCUUUCCCUCCAGCGACAAACCGUUCCUGAGCCUGGUCAAGUCCUUAUCUUCUGAUAUUGAAUCUAAAGAUGGUUCUGCCUCCUCCUCUUCUUCAAUUAGACACAGACACUUAAAAAACCUGGUUAAAUCCUUUUCCUCUGAUACUUCAUCCCAAGACCAACCUUCCUCUUCUACCUCCCGCCUUCCCGAAUCUCGCCUCAAUCUUCAACUUUUCAGGCAGUUCACUCAGUCGCGAUUACCGAGUGCCUCUCUGUCCACAGUAGGAGACUCAAAAACCGCCCCCACCUCCCCCAUGACCUCCCCCGAAAACCGUAGCUUCUUCAAAGUCGCAGAAGUAGAGGCACGAAUUGAGGACACCAAACGGCGCUUUUCGGAGGCUAUAGCUGAACCCCUUCAACUUUUGACGAAAAUGAUUGAUGAAAAGAGUGGUAGCAAAGGUACCGGCGGUAUUUAUCGUCCAAAAGUUAUCUCUACUAGUGCCUCUGAACUCUCAAAUCUUUCUUCACUCAACGGUCAACUUGAAAGUAACAACAACUACUGCAUCAAAGAGGAGAGUGGGGAAUUGGAAGCUGAUAAUCCUAAUAGCGAACCCACCAUUUUAGCUGAAUCUCCUGUUUCUUCAUCUCGUGAUACUAAAAGUCCGACUAAAACGUCUUACCUGUCUAUGUCCACUUUGGCAAAACAGGAAGACGAAGAAUUUUGUAUUUUAACCAAUGAAGAUUUUGAGACUUGCACAGACACAGAGGGAGAUGGAGGGGACCAAACUGAAGAGACGCAAGUGCCCCAGAGUGGUAGCACUGAACCAGGAAGUGACGAUGAGUCUGAAUAUUUUGAACCUGCACAGAAUGUUCCAUAUUAUACUUUAAUUUUUUUGACAUUGCUGGUGUAUGGGUACUUUAUAUUGCCUUGGCCCACAUAUGUUGGGGGAAUGCUGCUGGGAACUGGACUGGGUUUUCUUCUGGCCAUUGGAGUUGUCUGGCUCACAGGGCCAAAGUCAUCCAGUGGUUAUAGAUAUUUCAAGGUGCGGAAGUUGGACAUUAAACAACCGGAAAUUUACAAAGGGUGGAUGAAUGAGAUCUCAAACUAUGAUCCAGAGACGUACCAUGCCACUCUGACCCACUCAGUGUAUGUCCGCUUAGAGGGCUCCACCAUUCGCCUGUCCAAACCCAACCACAACAUCUCUAGGAGAGCCGCGCACAACGACCUCAAACCUGAUGUCACCUUUGUCAGCCAGAAAAUCUAUGACCUUGCCUAUAGUAAAAUACAUCUAGUGCCUGAAGGCCUGGCCAGAAAGAGAAUUUGGAACAAAAAAUAUCCCAUAUGUAUUGAACUUGGAAAGCAGGAUGACUUUAUGUCCAGGACCCAAGGGGACAAGUGGGAGUCCAUCGAGGGGUCACUAACAAAAGAUAAAACAGACGGGACAGUAAGUACAGGAAAUGCGACCUUGUCCCAAAGUGUGACUCUGUAUCUGUUUGGACGAACGGGGCGAGAGAAGGAGGACUGGUUCCAGCGCUUUUUGGAGGCCUCCAAGCACAAAGUUGACAUGAAGAAGUCUGCAAGUGCUACUGUCCUUAAAAUUGGGGGCGGUCACAGUCGCAGUGGUAGCCGCAGCAGUCUGGAUGAGGCUCUGUUGACUCAGUCAAGGCCUAAAGAUGGUUCCACAUCGACAGCGGGCAGUGCCAAACCCUCCCCUCUGCUCGACUACAGUUUGUACAUGGCCAACCUCCUGCCAAACCAAGAGGCCCACAGCCCCCCAUCUGUCUGCUCCUCCCUCCAGAGCCCCAUGAGCAGUCCAGGGGCAGACAAGAAGCUCCCCUGUUCCAGCCCCUCCCCUCCGGAGCAGAACACGGGGGAUGAGGAGGACCCUGUCGCCUGGCUCAACGCUGCCCUUGGACGCAUCUUCUGGGACUUCUUAAGGGAGCCAUACUGGGCUGACAUGGUCUCAAAGAAGAUCCAGAUGAAGCUUAGUAAAAUACGAUUGCCUUACUUCAUGAAUGAGCUCACCCUGACAGAACUGGACAUGGGCUCGUCCACUCCCAGAAUCCUCAGCGGUUCCAAACCCUACAUCGAUUACAAAGGUCUGUGGUUUGAUCUGGAUGUCUCCUACAGCGGCUCCUUCCUGAUGACCCUAGAAACAAAGAUGAACCUGAUUCGUUUGGGGAAAGAGGAGGAGAGUCUACGCUUCGGGGAGCCAGGCAAAGAUGGAUACAGACCUCGGACUUACUGCUUGGCUGACAGUGACGAGGAAUCAUCUAGUGCUGGUUCAUCAGAUGAAGAGGACACCUCAGAACUGUCAAAUGACUGCACUGGAGCUGAAGGUUUGGUUGGUGGCCAUAGACCAAGUAAAAUAAUGCGAUUCGUGGACAAGAUUGCCAAGUCCAAGUACUUCCAGAAAGCAACAGAGACAGAGUUUAUUAAAAAGAAGAUGGAGGAGGUUUCUAACACACCCCUCCUUCUCACAGUGGAACUACAGGAAGUCAGGGGAAGACUGGCAGUCAAUAUCCCCCCUCCUCCUACAGACAGGAUAUGGUAUGGGUUUAGAACACCACCUCACCUUGAACUGAAAGCUCGGCCCAAACUGGGUGAGCGAGUGGUGACUCUAGCCCAUGUGACAGACUGGAUAGAGAAAAAACUAGACCAGGAAUUUCAAAAAAUCUUUGUAAUGCCAAAUAUGGAUGACGUGUGGCUGACGAUCAUGCACUCUGCCAUGGACCAGCGCACUGCAGGAGCUGGCCCAGUGGAAGACUCAGAAACUUCAGACCCAGCCAGUGAGAGUUAGCAGUGAAGUUUGUUUACAGUAUUCCUGUAGGUUAUGAAAAGUCACAAUGUGAACUGGAACCGGAUCGGCCACAUGUUACUUUUGUCAAAUACAUUCCUUUAGUGGGUGUUUUCUCACAAAGCCACCAGAAGAGCAUAUUAACUUUGUAAUAGUGGAGGUAACACUAAAUAGAGGUGUAUAAUGGUUAAAAUAAUUUUAGAAAGACUUGGAUUGGGUAAUAUUUUUCCAAAUUGAAAGUUUUGAGGUAGUAGGUAGCAGGUGCAAUUUCUGAACCUAUUAACAUUGCAGCAUUCACCAGAUAACCUUACAGCCAACAUGUGACUAGUUUAUGCCAAGGUACAUUAUGAUAAAGCACAAAAGUCUCUUAUUAACUGAGUUUCAGCUUAAAGUAACUAUUAUUUACUCCUAUUUAAUUCUACCGAUAAAGCUAUAAUACUUGACUAUAAAAUUCUGCAUCUUUGUAAGCUGAUCAGGUGUUAACUGAACAGUAUUCGUUUGUGCUGUGAUCACACCUUGAGGCCUGAACCUCUUUAUUUUUCCAAUAACCCCUUAAUAUGCCACUGAUGCCCAUAAGACAAGUGUCAUUUAAACCUCUGUCACGCUCACUCUAAAAAGUGCAAUGACUAAAAAUGUAAUUAGCUUAUAGGAUGAUAAAAAAGUAUGUAAGCGUAUCUUUAUAAUAAUAUGCUAUGUGUAUGCUUGAUGAGGAGUACAGUACUUCUUAAUACAGCUGCUGAAUGUAUGCGAUUUAUGGUACAAAGAAACCUUGUUUUGGUCUGGGGUAUGCAAUCGGUUUGCACAACAAAAAAAACUUUAUUAUACUGUAUUUAAUGCCGGUGUGUUUGAGUAACAGGUGGUAUUUUUUUGCUCUAAAAUCAGUUUUUCACUAUAUACAUUUUCAAAAAGGAAAAAGAACUAUUACUUGCUAUAAUGUAAUUGAAGGCACUUGAAUUUAUAUGAAGUGUAGGUUCAAGUUCUGUUGUUAUAGUUUCCAAUAGUGUAAUGUCUGAGCUAGACAAAAUUAGUCAUUGUUUGUUUUUCAAGGUACAUAUCCAGUGUUUCAUUUGUUAAUGCAAAUGUUUAAUUCACACAUCAACCUUUUGUUUACAAUAAUACAAGUUCCCUUUGACCUUCUUGAACUGUAAUGUGUAAAAAAUUAUGUUCAGUAAUCAUACAAGAAAGAUUGUAUUUGUGUUUUUGUCCUCUUCUUGUAAUAAACAAUGAAAAGAAAAUCAUUUAAGGAUAUAUGAAGAAGAUGUAAUGAUUUUAUAUUUGUGAAUUAUUUUUUAAAAUGUGUACGUAAUUUUA